Molecule: messenger RNA, 1613 nt
Organism: Dreissena polymorpha
Lineage: Eukaryota; Metazoa; Mollusca; Bivalvia; Myida; Dreissenidae
Product: tetraspanin-1-like
Exons: 9
Coding region: 246-1112 (288 amino acids)
Cellular component (GO): membrane
Source: RefSeq, a predicted model, not a curated record
GUUUUUUUACACUUCAUGAUUCCAUUGUUCUAACUUAACCGAUUCAGACUGUUAAUCAAACUAAAGUGUUGCGUUUUCGUAAUACUGGAAACGAUAUUUUGACCCUCGAGUGUUAUAUUUGUGUCACGGGUUAUUGGAAUAGCGAAAAUAUAUACAGAAAAUAAGUACAAUAUUGAUUCAUUUAGAAAAGAAUAAUAUAAUCAGGAAGAAAGAUUCAAAGGAUUAGCACGUGAUCCAUCGUCGUCAUGGGAUUGUUAACGUUUGUGGGACGCAUAGUCCUGACCGUUUUGAACACGAUCUUCAUUAUGAUCGCCCUUGCCCUGGUGGUGUGCGGCUUUCUACUCCGGUUUGCUCACAACUUGGUGAAAGACAAAAUCCAAGGUGUUCUCGACCAGCUGACGAAGUCCGUGAAAGAUCUCAGUGGUGUCGACCUGAACACGGACAAUUUUGAGUUGGGCACAGUCGUACAGGCUAUCGCCAUUGCUAUGAUCGUCGUCGGCGUCGUGGUCGGGGCCAUCGCCAUAGUCGGCUACUGCAGCGCCUGCUGUAAUAUCAGCACCCUGGCUCUUGUGUACGCCAUUGUUCUCAUCGCGAUAUUGUUGGUCCAGGUUGCAGGGGCGGUACUUGUGUUCGCCAGACCGGAACUGCUAAAGAACUAUAUGACGACUGGGUUGAAAGUCUCCUUGAAGAAAUACGGUGGACUGGAAGGUACUGAGACCGAGACCCUCGUCUGGAACUUUGCCAUGCAACAGUUUGACUGUUGUGGUGCUGGGGCCUACACGGAUUUCAACGAUAACACAGCGUGGAAAACCAGCAAGGAAGCGAACGUCCUGACGCCAAUCGCAUGCUGUAAAUCCUUGCCGAGUACAGAUGCAGAGGUUAAAGAGUGUGCCGGGGACUCGACUGAUACCAGUUAUGAUGCAGUCGGCGAAAUAGCAGCAAAAUCGAACUAUAACAAUAACUGCGUAGAUCGUGUCUGGGAGAAACUAGUGACACUGCAGCAGGAAAAGUACUGGUCAGCAAUCGGCAUCUGUUGGGCGUGUCAGCUCGCGAUGAUCAUCUUCGCAAUCCUGAUCUUCAAGGACAGAGGCAUCAAAGGCGGACUGGUCUAGACCUGCGUACUGAUCUAGACAUGCGCAGAGGACACGCAACUGGCGUAUCUAUAAUAAUGUUAUUGUUAUCAUAUUUUUCUUUUAUUGUUGAUGUUGUUAUUUAAGCGUGUGUGUUUUAAAGCUGGACUUUAUUGUGAUAUAUAACUGUUACUUGUUCAUCAGCAUAUAUACAACAAAGGUUGAUACAUUGAAUUGAGUUUCAUAAUACACAUUUUGGACCAAAUUCUGUAUUAUCUUUAGACAAGAAAGACAGUUCUUAAUCUUUUUAAAUGUGGUAUUUUUAAACAAAUACUACAAACCCUGUAUUUAUAAAACAAACAACAACACCAGACUUUCGGUGCUGGGAAAUAAGCAUCUAUGAAUAUGCAAUAGAGCGCGAAAGUGUAUUUGGUGUGAUUUGUUGAACGUGAAAAAGGAUCGAUGUCUUAAUUGUUAAUCUUAAUUAUUAUAUGUUUCUUAUGUUACAUGAGCUACAAAUAAACAAACGUAUAGUAAAGCAAA